Necator americanus (New World hookworm) is the source of this 246-nucleotide messenger RNA. RefSeq lists its product as uncharacterized. The transcript has 2 exons. NCBI's taxonomy places the organism in Eukaryota, Metazoa, Nematoda, Chromadorea, Rhabditida, Ancylostomatidae. The record is from RefSeq and is a predicted model, not a curated record. Bases 1 to 246 code for a protein of 81 amino acids.
AUGGAGAAGGCAGGACUUGCGGAAGACGUAGCGCAGGCCCGUCGGCGUUGUCCUGUAACAUUCUUAGGGGUGCGCGAGGAAGUGAAAGGUGAAACUGCUUGGCGACAACAACGCGACAUCACGACACGAUCACACCAACACAAGGACACCAUCUUCGCGAAGUCGAUGGCUGACGUCACCGGAAUGAAAAAAGCAGUUUCGGCAAAAGUUCUCCAGUUAUUCGGUUCAUUCGCAGCAGCAGAAUAA